Messenger RNA from Hydra vulgaris (swiftwater hydra), 3039 nucleotides. RefSeq names its product sodium/calcium exchanger 1. NCBI's taxonomy places the organism in Eukaryota, Metazoa, Cnidaria, Hydrozoa, Anthoathecata, Hydridae. Gene Ontology annotation, biological process: sodium ion transmembrane transport; calcium ion import across plasma membrane; cell communication. Gene Ontology annotation, cellular component: postsynapse; axon; sarcolemma. The record is from RefSeq and is a predicted model, not a curated record. Gene Ontology annotation, molecular function: calcium:sodium antiporter activity.
UAAAGUAUUAAAUACAAUCAGAUCGAAAAUAUUGAUUUGUACGUAUAUUUACCAUUUAUGUAAUGGGUUUUAUAUUGCGUUGUUUAUAUUAUUAGUGCAAGUACCUUUUGUGCUUCAGCUAUUGAAAUUCACAUUAGGAAAGCUUCAAAAAUUUUGAACUUCUUUUUGAUAGUUACAAAAGACUUCCUUGAUGUUGUCGAAAACAGCCUUUUUAAAAGUGUCUAAAGAUUUUUCUUAAAAAUGCAAUUUGUUUUGACAUUUGUUUUUAUUUGGUUUGUCAAUGCUGUGUUUGCCAACGAAACAAUAAUCUUUACCAAUAUAACAGUCAAAAAUACAACAUGUCGUACUCUGGAAAAUUUAAAAUGUAAACCAGGUGUUGUCCUUCCAGUUUGGAAGAGUGCUGAUUCGGAAAGCAAGGCCGUAAUUGCCGGAAAAGCAUUUGUGUACUUAGUUGCAAUGUUUUAUUUUUUUCUCGGAAUUUCUAUUAUAUCGGAUAUAUUUAUGUCAUCAAUAGAAAUUAUUACUUCAAAAGAAAAAGAAGUAUUGGUUAGGGACCGGGUAACUGGUAAAAAACAUAGUGUGACAGUUAAGAUUUGGAAUGAGACAGUAGCAAAUUUAACAUUAAUGGCUUUAGGAAGUUCUGCGCCUGAAAUUUUAUUAUCAGUGAUUGAAGUAAUAGGGCAAGGUUUUAAAGCAGGAGAGCUAGGACCUUCCACUAUUGUUGGGUCUGCAGCGUUUAACUUGUUUAUGAUUACAGCCGUUUGCGUUGUCGUUCUUCCGCCUGGAGAAGUGAGAAGAAUUAAACAUAUAAAAGUCUUUGCAUUUACUGCAUCUUGCUCAAUGUUUGCUUACAUUUGGUUGUAUUUGAUUUUAUCCGUUUUUAGCCCUGGUGUCAUUGAGAUUUGGGAAGGUAUCAUAACUUUCUUAUGUUUUCCCGCCAUGGUUAUUGCAGCAUGGGCAAUUGAUAGAAAAAUUAAUUUUUAUCACCUGCUUCGAAAAAAAAUUCGAAAAGUUAAAAAACGUGGUCAAGCAUUUAUACAAACUGGAGAUGGCGAUGUUGUUGCAGUUAGUUUAAAAUCGACAAUAAAGCAUGACUCUAGUAAUGAUAAUGUUGAUGAAAAAGAUAUUGAACUUCUUCCACUAGAAGAAGAUGAUGACCCAUUAGAAAUCAUAAACGAUAAAAAAAAAAAAGCAAUGGAAGCUUUUCACCGAGCACGAACUAAAUACCCGAACGCCGACAGUAUUACAUUAAAAAAACUUAUUGAACAAGAAAAUAUUAAACUUCAACAUAAAAGUCGCGCUUUUUAUCGUGUUCAAGCGACUCACGCCUUAACGGGUCAAGGAAAUCUUUUAAGAUUAAAAGACCGCGAUAAUAGCAUAGAACUAAAUAACAAGAUGGAAGAAGUUAGUGCAUCACAAAAAGAUACUGUUUUAGAGAACUGUGUUCAAUUCGAACCAGACCAAUAUACCGUUGUAGAAAGUUGUGGACAGUGCUUUUUAACUGUAAAAAGAUUCGGAAAUGACUUAUCCGAUACAUUGUAUGUGGAUUACGAAACAUCUGAUGGUACUGCAAAUGAAGGAGAUGACUAUUUACCUGUGAAAGGUACGCUUGAGUUUAAGCCAAACGAAACAACAAAAAAAAUUUCCAUUACAAUUAUUGAUGAUGACCUUUUUGAGUUAGACGAACACUUUUAUUGUAAGCUGACAGCUAUUCGAUAUUACCAUGUUGCUGAUAAUACUCAAAACAAAAGUACUAAAACAACUAUUGGCAAGGCAAAUACAGCAACUAUAAUAAUUCUUGACGACGAUUAUCCAGGAAUAUUUACAUUCGAGCAUUCCAACUUUGAAGUAAUGGAAUCAGUUGGUGUUUUAACUCUUCGUGUUUUGCGAUUAAUUGGAGCCCGAGGCAAAGUCAGUAUACCAUACCAAACUGUGGAGGGAAGUGCAUUAGGUGGAGGAGCAGAUUACGAAGAUAGUAAAGGGGAAAUUGAGUUUUUCGAUGAUGAAACAAUAAAAACAGUUGAUAUUCCAAUUGUUAAUCGAGAAGAAUAUGAAAAGACUAAAACAUUUACAGUUAUUCUCGGAGAACCAAAGAUUGUUGGUAAACUAAAUUCAACCAUCACAAACUUAAGCAGCAUUAAAGAUGAUGAUUUAAGAAAAGUUCUUGAGGUUGGAAAACCAACUCUUGGAGAUCAUAAAGCUUGUGAAAUAAAAAUUGUGGAAAGCAAAGAAUUUAGGAAAACAAUUGAUCAAAUGCUUUCUGCAAAAAAUAAGAGUAUUCUGGGAUCAAGUUCAUGGGCUCAACAGUUUAAAGAUGCUUUUCAGGUCGAAUAUGGAGGAGAUGAAGAAGAAGGUGAUGAUGUUGAGCCUACAUAUGGAGAUUAUGUUAUGCAUUACUUGUCUUUUUUCUGGAAGGUCUUAUUUGCAUGUGUACCUCCGACAGAUAUUUGGGGAGGUUGGGCUUGUUUUACAGCUUCAAUUACUAUGAUUGGAUUAUUAACUGCUAUAACUGGAGAUAUAGCAUCACAUUUUGGGUGCACGGUUGGUUUAGCUGACAGUGUGGUAGCUAUUUCUUUUGUGGCGUUAGGAACUAGUUUACCAGACACUUUUGCUAGCAAAGUUGCUACCAUUAAUGAUGAACAUGCAGAUGGAUCGAUUGGAAAUGUAACUGGGUCAAAUUCAGUAAAUGUAUUUCUUGGAAUUGGAUUAGCAUGGUCAAUAGCAGCAAUUUAUCAUGCUUCAAAUGGAAACAAGUUUGAAGUUGAUCCUGGUUCGUUAGGAUUUUCAGUUAUGCUGUUUUGCUUAGAAGCGUCUGUAUGUAUUGGAAUUCUCAUGUAUAGGAGAUCGAGUAAAAACAUUAGGGCUGAGUUAGGUGGUCCCUCAAUCUCACGAUAUAUCACUUUUACUACUUUUCUUCUUCUUUGGAUAAUUUAUCUCUUAGUAUCUGGAUUGGAGUCUUAUUGUUAUUUUACAUUGAAAUUUUAAUUCUAAAAACUAUUUUAAAUUAAAAAAUCUGACCAUCAUGGUCACAGUUACCGA